This is a messenger RNA of Melampsora larici-populina 98AG31, 765 nucleotides long. RefSeq lists its product as uncharacterized. NCBI's taxonomy places the organism in Eukaryota, Fungi, Basidiomycota, Pucciniomycetes, Pucciniales, Melampsoraceae. The record is from RefSeq and is a predicted model, not a curated record. The coding region runs from base 1 to 765 and encodes 254 amino acids. The transcript has 3 exons.
AUGGCUGAAAAGGAACCGGUCGCUAAGCCACCUGCCGUCGAUCCCAAACCUGUCAAUAAGCCACCUGCCGUCGAUCCCAAACCUGCUGGAAAGGAACCUGUCAAAAAGCGACCUGUUGAAACUCGGACCGAGCUAUCUGAUGAUGAUGACGAUGAAGCUUAUCGUCUUCCUCCACCAUUAAAGAGGCAGGGCUUAGACGACACUCGCCAUUACAGUGACCACUCGGGUGACACUUCAGAUGAAAGUAUCACUCAAACUGCGACUCCGGCGACUCCAAAACCUCCUGAAUUGCUCAAGAAUCAAGCGGCUGAAGCCCUCGAUCGCGAUAGGGUACGAUCAAAGGCUAUCGCUGAUCACGAUGCUGCCAAGGAGUCGAUGUUGAUCACUGCUGCUCGAUUGGAUCGAGAAUCUCAAUCCUAUCGAUUCACCACCAUCCCUUCUCAAGCGGAAGCGAUGGAGAUCUUCAACAAGGGCUGGAAGGACCACUUUUACGAUAAUCCCAAAGCUGCCACUGAAGCUAUCCUUCUUUUCGAGCACGAGGACAAAUGUCGAACAUUCAUCAAUUCCGAUGUCGAGUUGAGAUGGAGCUGGCUCGCCCUGAGCCUUGGGUAUGAUGUUGUCAAUGAAAAAGAAAAGGGAAAGGGAAAAGAGAAGAGAAAAGAAAAGGGAAAUGAAGACGAACAAGAGGAUGAAAAUGAUCAAGAGAAUGAAAAUGAAAAUGAUCAAGAGAAUGAAAAUGAUCAAGAGAAUGAAGGAAAUGAAUGA